Molecule: messenger RNA, 654 nt
Organism: Thyridium curvatum
Lineage: Eukaryota; Fungi; Ascomycota; Sordariomycetes; Thyridiales; Thyridiaceae
Exons: 3
Coding region: 1-654 (217 amino acids)
Source: RefSeq, a predicted model, not a curated record
AUGGGGUACAUGCUUCUAGCUCAAGUGCCGUGCAAGGAUGAACCGGCCAAGAAGGAGAUGAUCGAGAAGUACAUUGAGGAAGCAGUCUCUCUCCAGAAGAACUCACCCGGCUGUGAAAAGUUCGCCAUCUUCACAAACCGGAACGACCCUAGCGACCUGACCGUGUACUCAUUUGAGCAAUUCACCGACAAGGCGGCUGCUGAUGCGCACAUGCAAUCCGAUGUGGUCAAACAGAUGUUGAACUGGCUGGCGACGCGACAGCCGGUCGCAGGAGACAUCAAGGUCUCCAAGCUCGAGGUAGGCGAGGGCUUCAGUGUCCCGACCCGAGCAGAAGCCGACACGCACGAGGAUCCUUUCGUCGCCAUGGGCGUCCUGGCCUACAAGGAUGGCACCGUGCCCCAAUCGAUGCCCUACUGGAAGGACGUGGUUGCCAUCUCGGCUGAGGAGGAGGGCACGCUUAGUUAUGGCAUCUAUACGAAUACGGAAGACAAGAACCAGGUUGUUGCAUGGGAAGUCUACACCUCCAAGGAGUAUCUGUACGACGUACACGCCAAGAGCGACGCUGUUCAGGCGAAUGUCAAGAACACGGGACAUCUACGUGAGGGUCUGAAGCACACCUUCCUGAAGAAGGUCGGGGGUUUCUUCAAGAAGUAA